This is a messenger RNA of Aegilops tauschii subsp. strangulata, 655 nucleotides long. The record is from RefSeq and is a predicted model, not a curated record. NCBI's taxonomy places the organism in Eukaryota, Viridiplantae, Streptophyta, Magnoliopsida, Poales, Poaceae.
GUAUCUACACCACCUUCGCAUUGCUAGACAAUACAGCCCCACGUAGACGCAGCAGCAUCUCCGGUGAAGCAAGCAAGCAGAGAGAUGGCGUCCCCUCGUCGCAUGGCCGCCGCGCCCGCCGUCCUCCUCCUGCUGCUCCUCCUCGUCGCCACGGUGGUUGCAUUGCAUGCAGAGAUGGGGACGAUGAAGACGGCGGAGGCCCGGACGUGCCUGUCCCAGAGCCACAAGUUCAAGGGCACCUGCCUCAGCAACAGCAACUGCGCCGGCGUGUGCCGCACCGAGAACUUCCCCGACGGCGAGUGCAACUCCCACCGCCUCGAGCGCAAGUGCUACUGCAAGCGGACCUGCUAAGCAAGACCAGUCCGCGCGACGUCCUCCGAUGGAUGAUUGCUACUCGCUCUGGCUAGCUUGACUGCUAGAUCAGCAUCCAUGCCGUCAGUUACAUCUGUUCGUCCCUACGUCCGUUUCCGUUUCUUCUACAUCCUCCGAUGGAUGCCGUCAGUUAGAUCCGUGCUGUCAAUGUAUCCGGCAUGCUGUUUAAGUGUUCGUGGCCUUAGUUUGUGCUGUUGAUGUAAUACCGUUGCCACUGACAAUUUGUCGUCUAUGUGUUCUGUUGGAACUUGGAAUCAGUCGGUUCGUUGGCUUGUCUGUUAAA